AUGAAUACUCCGGCUCCACUAUUCACAGCUCUCCAAGCGCUAUACUCGGAGCUCAAGGAACGACACUCACUGCAAGACGAACUUAAUAGUCUUGUCGGAGACCUCACCUCUAGUCUGAACUCGAGGGAUGAGGACGACGAUGGCGUGCGAGGACCGACCUUGUUGGAGGAUUUGGUGACGAUGCACAGGAACCUGAAGGAACAGGAGAGCAUACGCGUAUAUGUCGGGGUCGUCCAGAGAGCGCUCGUCCUGAGCGAGGCGGUGGUCAAGCAAGCGCGCGAGUCGGCGCCGAUUGGCGUGGGACAAUACAUCGCGCCGCGUCAGUACGCCGAGUCCGUAUCCGGAUUAUGCGCGCAAAUCGGAGAGGCGACGGGUCAACCAGAGACGACACUGCGCCUCGUAACAUUCGUACAGGAGAUCAGAGAUAAGACGUGGGGCGACAUCAAGUCCGCGCUGACUAGCGAGCUAUUGACGGCGGCGGAGAAGAUUGGCUGGCCGAAGCCUGUGGAUUGCAGUGCGGUCCAGGAGGCGGAUAGAGCUGUGUUCGCCAAAGCGUUCCGAAGACUGCUGGAGCUGCAAACGAUCGGACAGCGUGUACAUGACGCGGCCGGUGGCGCGCCUGACUCUGCGCCCGGCCUGUACGCUCUACAAGCCCUCGUGCAACCCGUCGCGCUUAGAUUCAAGUACCACUUCGAAGGCACACGAGCGACGAACAAGCUUGAUAAGCCCGAAUGGUACUUCACUCACAUCCUAAACGUCGCACAUGAGCACCGCGAGUUCAUGGAAGGUGUCGUACAGCUAUUCUUGCAGAGUACGCCGUACAAGGAAGUCGACGCAUGGAGAGAGUUCGCGUUCAACCUGUUACCGCUUUUGCAUCGCCGCAUCAAACGCACCAUGCCAUUGUUGCUCCCGCACCCGCCGCUCCUUGCGCACACGAUCUGCCAAGCGCUAGCAUUCGAUGCGGCCCUGCGCGAAGAAGGGUUCGGCCUGAGCGGCACGUACACGGCUCUAUCGGCUUCUACGCCUGUCGUGGAAGAGUGGAAUGGCGUCAGCGCGACCAUACUCGACAGGAAGGAGUGGCUGGAUCACUGGAUCGAAUCCGAGCGGGACUUUGCGCUGGAGCAGUACAACGAUAUCAUGCUUGCGCCUGAUGCGUGGACGUUCGCGGACGUAUCUGAAACUGAUGCGCCUGCCCAUGCGGGGGAGCUCAAGCCUACCAUUUCCGCACGUCGGCUUACGGCGCUUCUGGCGGGCGCAACAGAUCGUAUGGUGCCGCUCCCCGCCGCGUCGCAGCGUGCGUGGUUCUUGACGGCUGUCCAGCUCCCGCUGCUCGACUCGUAUCGCGUGCGUGUAUCAGCCUCGCUUGACGCGUUUGAGACGCUCAGCCACUCGCUCGUGCGUGCUGUACCCGCAGCAUUGAGUGCAGCCGUGACGAGCGAAUGUCGGGGCGCGGCGCACCUCAUCAGUGGCGUCGAGGGCGCUGGGAGGUUGAUCAAGGCGUUGAUGAGUGCGAUGUGGGUUCGACAGGCUAUGGGGCGGUGGGGUGAAGAGAUCAUCAUGAUCUUCCUCGAGCUAUGUGCCGAUAUGCAUGUCCAAGCUGCGCUGCGCGUACGCGCCGAAGGCAAUCCUCUCCUGCCCAACCCCGCACCGGCAUCGUCGGCGGUUGAUGCUGCGCCCGACGGCACGCUGUUUGAUGUGCUCGUCACAGCAUAUGCUGAGCUCGUGCGUGAAGCGGAGGACAUGCUCGUCCAGCUGGUCACGGCUGAAGUCGAAGGGCUGUUGAAGCAUUACUUCGCCGAGCUGCAUGGAGAUGAUCAGCCCAUGUCAUCAGCUGAUACGCUCAUCAGCCCCGCGUUACUUCCUGGAUUGGCUGUAUUCGGACAACACAUCCAUGCCCUUGCGCAAGCUCUAUGCACGCACAUCCCCCAACGCGCACUCCUCUACCGUCGGCCCGGCCGUGUGCCUGUCGAGCAGGGUAAGCGGCUCCAAGGCGAAAUGGCGCUGUGGGCCGAGACGGCGCGCGGGGCGUUGCCUGCUGGUGUUAGAGCCGAGGCGCCUUGGGCGAGGCUCGUGCAGGCUGGCAGAGUCGUCGGUGCUGAGGGCGAUGUCUGGGAGGGCGUGUUGAGGGUUGCGAGCGGGUUUUACGGGUUGGAUAAUAUGGAGGAGUAUGUGGGUGGGACGGAGUUGAGCGAGGAGGAGGUCGGGAUGAUUGUUGGGGUUCGCGCGGAUUAUGAUGCUUGA
This is a messenger RNA of Peniophora sp. CBMAI 1063, 2241 nucleotides long. The record is from the annotation of a GenBank genome assembly. NCBI's taxonomy places the organism in Eukaryota, Fungi, Basidiomycota, Agaricomycetes, Russulales, Peniophoraceae.